Molecule: messenger RNA, 886 nt
Organism: Musa acuminata AAA Group (dessert banana)
Lineage: Eukaryota; Viridiplantae; Streptophyta; Magnoliopsida; Zingiberales; Musaceae
Product: LOB domain-containing protein 38-like
Exons: 2
Coding region: 122-679 (185 amino acids)
Biological process (GO): regulation of gene expression
Source: RefSeq, a predicted model, not a curated record
GGAGCCAUGCAAUGAUACCGACAGAGGAAAGCAGAGCAUGUCAGCCUUAGAUACAAAUGGUCGGCCGUAUUCUCCCUCACGGAGUUGAGCGAGGGGUCGUGAGGAGGAGGAGGAGGAGGAGAUGAGCUGCAACGGGUGCAGGGUGCUGCGCAAGGGGUGCAGCCGCGCGUGCGUACUGCGGCCGUGCCUCCGAUGGAUCGACACGGCGGAGGCGCAGGGCCACGCCACCGCCUUCGUCGCCAGGUUCUUCGGCCGCGCCGCCUUCAUGUCCCUCCUCUCCGCUGUCCCCGACUCCCAACGCCCCGCCCUGUUCCAGUCGCUGCUCUUCGAGGCGUGUGGCCGGACCAUCAACCCCGUGGGCGGCGCCGUCGGGCUGCUCUGUACCGGCAACUGGCAUCUCUGCCAGGCCGCCGUCAACGCCGUCCUCAACGGCGACGCCCUCGCCCCCCUUCCCAGCCAUCUCACCACCGGCAGCUUCCCGCCGACCCCAGUGUCCGACGCCAAGCGGCGCAGCGCGGCGUCCCCGUCUUCCUCCUCCGCUUUCUUCCCCCGAGACAUGGACCUGUGGUUGUUUCCGAGGCCGGCCGCUGCCGCCAGCGAAGAGACGCCAUAUAUGAACUCGGAGGGGUCGGUGGCGACGGCCAGCGGCGCACCGACGCUGCUCAACCUCUUCGGUUGAGUGGAAGGACUUCCGCUUCACGAGUGCGCUCGCACGCGCGCACGCCCGCCAUACUAUAUAUAUAUAUAUAUAUAUUCUGUUGUACAAUGGAUGGACUCGAUCCCUCCGUAUGGGGAGGGAGGUGGGAGCACCGGCGGUGACCGCAUCUCGUACAGUGUAAUCCACUUUCGUCUAAUAAAGUAAGUAAAUAAAUAAAUUGUGGCAUUC